GCUCCAUGAGUAGGAUAGAAAGUAGGCAUUGAAAAGAAAGAGGAGACAUUAGCCAGUGAGAGAGAAAAUAGGAAUAGGAGAGAAAGGGGCAAUAUCUACAGAAAGCAGUUAAGGCCACUGCACUGGGAAGAUAACUUGUCCACUUAAACUAAUAAAAACGAUAGUGAAGGAAAAGGUAUUCAAGUAUCUUCAGAAGAGUGGUAUUCAGUAGUCUAAAUUCCUAGGGCGCGCAAGCACCCUUUUCAGAUCAAAAAUAGAUAACUUAAGCACACUAAGUACAGAGGUGGAGGGCCAAGAAGUAAUUAUUCAAAGUAACGAGGACACUGAGAUCCUCAGCAUUUCUACAGCAUUAGAAGAAAUGGGGAGUGGAGCAAGUGCAGAAGACAAGGAGCUUGCAAAAAGAUCAAAGGAGCUAGAGAAGAAACUGCAGGAAGAUGCAGCAAUUGAUGCCAAGACCGUCAAACUUCUACUGCUGGGUGCUGGAGAAUCUGGGAAAAGCACAAUUGUCAAGCAGAUGAAGAUUAUUCACCAGGAUGGGUACACAGAGCAAGAGUGUAUUGAGUUCAGAUCUAUCAUAUAUGGAAAUAUACUGCAGUCUAUCCUGGCCAUUGUCCGUGCUAUGUCCACUCUGGGAAUUGAUUAUGGAGACUCUAGUAAAGCGGAUGAUGGGCGCAUUCUCUCCCACCUCGCAGACUCCAUUGAGGAAGGUACAAUGCCUCCAGAGCUUGUGGACGUGAUUAAAAAAUUGUGGAAAGAUGAUGGUGUACAAGCCUGCUUUGAAAGGGCUGCAGAAUACCAGCUCAAUGACUCUGCUUCCUACUACUUGAACGAACUGGACAGGAUCACAGCACCAAACUACAUUCCUAAUGAGCAGGAUGUGCUGCGCUCCAGAGUGAAAACCACAGGAAUCAUUGAAUCUCAAUUCUCCUUUAAAGAUCUUCACUUCAGGAUGUUUGAUGUUGGAGGCCAAAGGUCAGAACGUAAAAAAUGGAUUCACUGUUUUGAGGGUGUAACCUGCAUCAUAUUCUGUGGAGCACUUAGUGCUUAUGACAUGGUACUGGUGGAAGAUGAAGAAGUGAAUCGGAUGCAUGAAUCUCUUCACUUGUUCAACAGCAUCUGCAAUCACAAAUUCUUUGCUGCAACAUCAAUUGUCCUUUUCCUGAACAAAAAAGAUCUUUUUGAACAUAAAAUAAAGAAGGUUCAUCUUAGCAUCUGUUUUCCAGAUUAUGAUGGUCCAAACACAUUUGAUGAUGCAGGGAAUUACAUCAAACAGCAGUUCCUGGACUUGAACAUGCGAAAAGAAUCCAAGGAAAUUUACGGCCACAUGACCUGUGCCACAGAUACUCAGAAUGUUAAAUUUGUAUUUGAUGCAGUGACUGAUAUCAUCAUCAAGGAGACCCUGAAAGACUGCGGACUUUUCUGAAGCCUCUGGCAAAAAAUAAAAAGCCCAUAUCUUACUGCUCAGAGAAAAAAAAAAACACUUCCUUUUGACCCUGAAAAUGACUGACAACCCCGAACAAAAGCAGAUCACCCUACUCAAAUCAUUUCAGCUUAAUCAUAGAGGCAUAUAUAAGGACUUUAUCCUUGGGCAUUACAGAUGCAAAAGGCUGAUUGCUCUGCAACUGCACAUCCUACAUGACCUUCCACCAUAAAUAUGCUAAUAAACAUGUAAGCAAAUGACACGCAUAUAUACAUCAUGUUUCUCUGCAGGCUCAGUUUGCAGGCUUUGUUGAUGUGCAGUUGUUCCCUUAAGCACAGCUUGCCAGAAAAGCCCAGACUUUGUAUGAAACUUUGUCAACCCAUUAAACCUAGUUACAAGCCU
Molecule: messenger RNA, 1822 nt
Organism: Xenopus laevis (African clawed frog)
Lineage: Eukaryota; Metazoa; Chordata; Amphibia; Anura; Pipidae
Gene: gnat2.S
Product: guanine nucleotide binding protein (G protein), alpha transducing activity polypeptide 2 S homeolog
Exons: 8
Coding region: 359-1423 (354 amino acids)
Biological process (GO): G protein-coupled receptor signaling pathway; adenylate cyclase-modulating G protein-coupled receptor signaling pathway; detection of chemical stimulus involved in sensory perception of bitter taste
Cellular component (GO): photoreceptor outer segment; cytoplasm; heterotrimeric G-protein complex
Molecular function (GO): metal ion binding; GTPase activity; GTP binding
Source: RefSeq, marked provisional